Molecule: messenger RNA, 1743 nt
Organism: Fomitiporia mediterranea MF3/22
Lineage: Eukaryota; Fungi; Basidiomycota; Agaricomycetes; Hymenochaetales; Hymenochaetaceae
Exons: 4
Coding region: 16-1614 (532 amino acids)
Cellular component (GO): cytoplasm
Source: RefSeq, a predicted model, not a curated record
GUUCCUCUCUACAUUAUGAAUUUCUUUGACUACGAGUUAUCAAGAACUGCAACUGCAACGCCUCCCCAGUCAGGAGGUGAAUCUAGCAAUACGCAAGAGCCGUCUUUGAAUGACGAAGUAACGCAGGUUGUUGGGCAACUUGGUAGACUGUGGGGCGGAUUUAGGAAGCAGAGUCAAGCGGCACUGGAAACAGCACGCAAAGAUUUCUCUUCCGUCGUCGCCCAAGCUCAGAAGGAAAUUGGGAAACUCACAGCUGAUCCAAGCACUCCCGCUACUACUGACAACGCCGAAGCGUCGACGUCGACUUCCACGCAGGAGACAGGUCCUUCCACGUCCGAAAAGACUGAAACGCCGAAGUCACCUUCAGCUGACGAUGAAACCACUCCUCAACCUUCCUCUCCCACUGCCGCUUCGUCAAACUCGUCGUCAUUCCAAUUCCAAUCACUCCUUUCCCGGGUCCAGUCCUCCCUCCCACCCAACAUCUCCGCCACGCUUGAACGUACGAUCCCUGCGGCUCUCAAGGACCCUUCAGCACAUGCUUACGCGGACUUAACGCAACUGCGUACAACUCUCGGUGCCGAGUUCGCACGCGUUCAAGGUGUUACGCGUACACAAGCCGAGGAAUACGUGCAUCGUAGUGAGGCCUUGUUGCGCGAAGCUGGUGCGUACCUUAAGGAUGCCGUGAAAGUAGUACCUCCGGAAGAGACUGUAGACGACGAUACGGAUGUUGUAUUUGAUGGUAUGGGUUCUGGAGUCGUCGUGAUACCUUCGUCUCUUGGCAGUUCGUCGAACAGGAGCGCGGCGCGCGGAAAGGGUAAAGGCCGUGAGACGACCGCUCAGGCGCAGCAACACUUCGCUAGCUCGCGUGCGGCGGCGAUGCUUGCUCAGUUGAAACGUGAUUCCGAGGCGUUGAAAAGAGACCCACUCGAAGAUGAGAAUGCGAAGGAGCAGUUUGAAGAGUGGAUCAAAGCUGAAGUUACUUCAAGGGAGGGAGGCAUUGAGUCGUCUUAUUGGCAAGAUCGGGUGAAGGAAGAGUUGGGUCAUUCGGAAGACGGAGAGGCGUUACGCUCUACCCGAGAAGUGCUAGUACCAUCGAUAUUGGAUUCGAAUACGUUCUGGACUCGAUACUUCUUCCAUGUCCACCAGAUCGAGAAGGAUGAAGAAAAGCGUAAGGCUCUUCUACAAGCUUCAGGCGAAGAAGGAACAGAAGAAGACUUCAGCUGGGAAGACGACGAGGACGAAAGUAUAACUCCUUCCGAAUCCGCUGGACAAAGCAGAUUCGCAGCAGCUCCUCCCAAUACCAUAUCCAGCAACACAUCGGAAAACGUUGAACGCGGAUCUCGGGAUACACUUCAACCCGGCGGUAACGGUAAUGGUGGGAACGCCACAACUCCAGCAUCGUAUCCCGAAUCUCUCGUCACUUCACCAUCAAAUACGAGCCCAAGAGAGAGUAGCGAUGGGUAUGACGUCGUCUCGCCUGCGAGUAAUACGUCUGCUGCGAAGACGAAGACGAAACCUGCUGUAGCGGAGUCGAAGGAUGUGAAGGAUGUGAAGGAUGUGAAACCGAAGGAGGAGAAGAAGGAUGAGGAUGAGGCAGAUAGUGAUUGGGAGUGAUUGAAGCUAACUCAUGUUGUUGAGUAUAUGCUUGUAUUACUAUUAUACGGACCACUCGUUUGCUACGCUGAAUCUCCGUUACCCUUUUCUUCUUACUUAUUGUAGCAUUCUGUAUAAACAAUUAUAUGC